AGCUGCGAUAGUUUGCCGCAUCUAGUCAAGCACAAGGCCAGUGCGGGCCAUGUGGCGUCACUGGCCAGUUAUUUCCUUGCAUUACGUGGCUAAAAAAUGUGGAGGAGGCGCAACCGAGCAAGGGCCGCGACCGCUGUGUUUGUUGCUGGCUGCUGGGGCUAUGGCGAAUGGCGACAUGAAAGCACGCUAGCUGUUAUGCACUCACUUGGUAUAAGAGCCCUCACUUCGCCCUGCCCUCUAUCCCCCAUCCACAACUCACACACACUCUCCACAUCAAACAAACUACUUUCAACUCUUAUCCACCCAACCAAACCCACCAAACCACCACCAUCAAGAUGCGUUUCUCCACCAUUGCCACCGCUGUCAUCGCCGCCGGCGUUGCCAACGCCCAGGUCGACUCCAUCAUCUCCCGUGUCACCUCUGCCGUAGGCGGUGUCCCCUCUGACAUCGGCUCCGUCGUCAGCUCCAUCACCUCUGACAUUGGCUCCGGUGUUGCAUCCAUCACCAGCGACGCCGCCUCUGGUGCUUCAUCUGUCGCCUCUUCCAUCGAGAGCGACGCCUCCUCUGUCCUCAGCAGCCUUGCAUCUGAGGCCUCCACUGCUACUGGCUCGCGUGCCUCUGAGAUCGCAUCUGCUACCAGCGCUAUUGCCAGCCGUGCUAGCUCUGCUAAGUCCGCUGCCAGCUCCGCCGCCGCCAGCGCUACUGGUGCCGCUGACUACAACAACGUCCCCGCCAUGGGUGCCGUCGCUGGUGGUCUCCUCGCCAUCGCUGGUCUCUUGUAAGCAGCUCGACCUGCAAGGGUUUCCUUCGACUCCGGACAUGAAAAGUCUCUUUCGACAGUUUCUUUCAUCGGCUAGCGACAUCAGCCACGAGCUGAACACGCUUCGUCUCUUAUGAGACAUUUGCGGGAUAGGAAUGGUUCGCGGCAAUACUGGAGAAUAUCCAGUCGGUCUAUAAACUUAUAAUAAGUCAUUUCAAUGAAACAUUCAAAAUACCCAUAAUAUUGCCUGCUUUGGGCUAUUUUCCAUAUGCUUUGCUUCAAUUCACCUGUGAUGUUUGUUCCAUCAU
Messenger RNA from Alternaria alternata, 1068 nucleotides. RefSeq lists its product as hypothetical. The record is from RefSeq and is a predicted model, not a curated record. The transcript has a single exon. Lineage: Eukaryota; Fungi; Ascomycota; Dothideomycetes; Pleosporales; Pleosporaceae. Bases 336 to 782 code for a protein of 148 amino acids.